AUGUUUGAGUACGAGGAGAGUUUAACCCAAGAUGUGGUCAAUCUGAGGAAUCUGCUUCGACUGACGGACCACAACCUGCGAAGUGUCGGACAGAAACUGAGUCCAUUUUGCAGUCAUGCAGAGGGUCAUGAUGGUGAUUGUGAGCAGCAGAGUCCUCAUCGGCUGACCUUACGAGACCUGCAGACCCCUGAUGUUCCUCUGUCCCAGUCAGGCUGUGUUUGGCAGGAGGGGGCUCUCAGUGGGACGGCUGAGAGACCUGCCUUUGUUCGUAGUCUUAGCCCACCUUUCUCCAACUCUACGUCUGCUUCAGUCAAAAUCAGGUCAGUAGACAUGGAGACCAUUUCUUUGAGGAAGAAGUUGGGCUGUGCGCUGCGUCAGGAAAACGCCUGCCUGGCCAUGCAGGAUGAGCAGCUCAUCAGUGACAUUGAUGCGAUGCAGUAUGAAUUGGCCACCUCAAAGUCUCAGCUCCACCUCAGAGGCCCUAGGGUUGGGGUUAAAAACAAUGUGGCAGUCAUGAGUGAGCAGAUUCGUCAGCUUCAAGCAGAGCUGGAGGCUCAAGCAAAAGAACUAAAGGCAGCAGAGCUGAGGGCUGAGUGUAGCCAGGAAGCAGCAGCCCACAAUGACAUUGUGGUGGCGAGUGUCACUGAAGAGCUGGGUGCUCUGAGAGACGAACUGGAUAACAAGACAGCACUAGGAAAACGGGCUGAGCAACAAAGGAACCAAGCACUUGAAAAUGCAGAGAAACUCAAAGAAGCUUUCAAAGAUUACAAGGCCACAAUUUCCAUUAAACUUAGGAGGGUGAUGGAGAGUGAGAGCAAUCUAAAAGAGAGUCUCAUUGAGUGUGACAGAGAAAAAGAGGAGCUGGAGAUGAAGUGCACCGUGUUGCAGAGAGAAAAGAAGCAUUUGCUUUAUGCCGGUUGUCAUCUGAAGGAGGAGGUGAAGCAGGCCAAGUGUUCGGCUGCUGAGAGCUCAGACCUCCAGGCUCAGCUGGAGGAGGCCAGACAACGGGCCUCUCUUCUGGAACGGCAGCUUGUGGAGCGGGGAGCGGAGUGCAGGGAGCUGGCCUCUCUGCGCAGGGAGCUGGAAGACCUGCGGACUGUGACCCAGAGCCAGGAGCAGAAGGUGGCCCAGAGCCACAGAGAGGCUCAGCAGAGCCAAGCAGAGCUGUCCAGCCUGGAGAACAUACUGGCCCUGCUGCAUCUACAAGAGGGUGCUGUGUGGCCACUUUGUGCCAGGCCAUGCAUGCUGCCGCCAGUGGACUAUUCAGGAACUGCACACCUGCUGAAGCUAAAGCCAGGUGAAGGUUACCAGCAGCUGCUGCGGGUGCUGCAGUCGACAGAGGCUGAGCGGACUAAACAAAGCAGCGUGGUCGAGCGGCUUCAGGAGCGUCUGAGGAGAGCCCAGGAGGAGAUCUCUUCCCUGCAGAGCUCCAUGGCCCAAAGAGCCUCCCACUACCAAAGCCUCCACACAGAGCUGCUGGACAAAGUCAGCCAAGCCACUGACACAGAGAAAGAGUUGAAGAGAAAAAGUGCUCGUGUGUCUGCGCUGGAGAAACAGUUACAGGAGAAGACUUCAGCCUACAGUCAGGCUGCACUGAAAAACACUGAGCUGGAGAAUCAGCUACUGGAGAAGACCAGCACUCUUCAACAUUAUCAGUCACUGAUGACCAAAAAGCAAAGAGAGUAUCAACAGUCUUUGGACAAGUGUAAAAAAUCACAGUCUCAACAAUGCAUGGAGCAACAACACAGAAUAGAAAUGUUGCAGUUGUCUGUAGAAGAGGCUCAGUCUCGGGUGUUAGAGAUGGAGCAGGAGCUGUGUUUACUCCAGAGGGCGCGAGACGAGGCUCAAAAAGCAGCUCUUGUGCUGCAGACCACCGUGGAACAGCUGACACAAGAGAAGCAGGUUGAAGUCAGACACCAUGAAGAGUUGCUGCAGAGUUUCAAAGAGCAGGCAGCUCAGUCUGCCACCAAGGUGUGUGAGCUACAGUCGUCUCUGUCAGCGUGUAGAGAAGAACUGGCCUCAUACCUGCAGCAGAUGGAGGAGGUAAAGUCGAACUAUGAGAGUGAGCUGCAAAAGAGCAAUCACAAGGUGUCCUCGCUGCAGGAGAAGCUCCACAGCACCAGCUUGGUUUGUCAGAGCUCCAGUGAACAGAACCUGCAGCUGCAGCUUUCUCUCCAGCAGCAGCAGACCAUGCUGACUGAGAGCACCGCCCACAUCUCUGAACUGGAGGAGGGCCAGAGCCAGCUGCAGAGACAGGUGUCCAGUCUGGAGCAGCAGCUGGAACGAGCGAGGGCCUCUCUGCAGGACGAGGUCAGGAACAGAGAGCAGGAUGCCCGGGAGAAAGACAAGAACCUGCAGGAGAUGAACCAGCAGAACACCCAACUGUCCGAGUCUGUCACCCAUCUGACAUCAGAGAUGACAAAGUCUCGAGGGGAGCUGCACCGUCUGAGGAAGGAUGUCUCUGUCAGGACGUCUCAGAUCACCUGCAUGGAGGAGAGCCUGCAACACACGAAGAACCAGCUCGACAGAAAGACUGACAUGGUUGUGGAUCUGGAGGAGAAGCUCCAUCGCUGUGAGGCAGACCAGCUCAACUGUGUCCAGCAGGUGCAGAUGCUGGAGGGACAGCUGCAGGUGGUGCGGGAAGAGCUGGCUGAUACUCUAGAGCAGCUACAGAAACUCAAGGACAUUCUGCAGAGAACACAAACCAUCGCAGAUGAGCGGCAGGCCUCCGUGGAGAAACUGACUGUCCAACUUAGUGAGACCCAGAGGGAGCUGGAAGAGAGAACUCACGAGGUCUUAGACAUGGACAAUGCACUAAAGGAGAGACAAGGGGAGCUCCAACAGAGAGCACAGCUGCUUGGCCAGCUGGACGUGGCGAUCAGAGAGCACAAACAGGAGAUGGAGAGGAAGGUGGAGUCUCUGCAGCAGAGCCUUGAAACCAGAGAGAGGGAGCUGAGAGACGCACAGAGGGAGCUCACAGACAGAAAUAUAAAGGAGUCACAGCAGCUCCACCAACAGCUGCGUGUGUGUCAGCAGAGACUUCAGACUGUGCUACAAGAGCUUGAAGAAACGCAACAUCACUGCGAGGCUUUGACCAGAGAGAUUGACACCGCCAAGCUGCAGACCAAGGAGACGGAGGUCCGGCUGUGUGGUGUGGAGGAGGAGCUGGUGCUGAAGGAGGCACACUGGCUGCAGUCGGAGGCCAGGCUGAAGGGCAUGGUCACCUCUUUAGAGCAGGAGCUGGAGCUGGAGAAGGAGCAGCACAGCAGGGAGCUGGAGUCACUGCAGCAGACUCGAGGUCAGCUCCUCAAAGUCUCUGAGCAGAUCUCCUCCACCAUGCGCUCCUCCCAAGAGCAACUCACCGCUAAGCUUCAGCAGAGCGAGGCCCAGCUCGAGCAGGCCAAAGCUGCCCAGCUCCAGACUCAGCUGCAGGCCUGUGAGAAGUCCAUGGAGACCUCCAAUGAGUCCAUGCUCAUCAAGGAGUCCGAGGUGACCCGUCUUCACGCCAGGAUCUCCAGUCUGGAGCGGGCUGCUGACCGCCAGAAUCUUUACAAUCACACUCUCUCUCUCCCAGCUCCCAACAAGUUCACACACUCCCCACAGCGCUCCUCCUCUGCUCACUCACCUCCCUCCUCGCCCACAAAGCCUCAAACAACCGUCCGCUCUCCCGCACACACUCACUCAAGUCGUCUCCAAUCCCCAACAUACACACAAGGUUGCUCAUCACCCCACGCUUGCACAUACCUGCAGCCCGCCUCACUUCCUAACCUAUCUGUCAGCCACCAAACUCACGAUUGGCUGCAGAGCAGUAGCAUCAACUCAUCCCUGGAUCUCCCUCUAAGCCUGAAGGCAACACUGAGGGAGGCUUUGAGCAAGCAGCCCUGGGAGUCCUCCUCCUCUUCCUCUGUCUCCCCGUUCCCGCAUGAAGUGGACCGCAGCUGGCAGGGCCUCAGCGUCAUGGAGACCACACCAACCUCUGACCUCUCCUUCAAUCCCCUCACAUACAUGGUGGACAAACAAGAUGACGGAAACCCCAACAUGGAGGAGGAGGAGGUGGAUAUGAGUUCGCUGACAGGUAUGCUGAGGUUUGUUAAUCAGACUUUAGCCAUGCAGGAGGACCGUUCAUUAUGGAGCUCCACUGGACUAUCGCAGAGCGCAGCAGAGCAGCCUCGAACUCCAGAGGGACAUCAAUGACACAUGACACUGUGCUGCCUAGGAGAUGUCAGAGAGGAGAACAGCUGUUUACAAUGUAAACAAAAACUCUGUCCUCAUGGUGUGUGUUAUUAAAGCUGCAAUAUUGUCUGUGAGGGAGAAGGUAAAUGAUCUGUCCAGUUUAGAUGACCACUACUGCUCCAGCCUGUAAAUACUGUGAUGAUGUUUCAUAUAUUUUGUAGCAUUUGCAUUUCAUGCUGUAUCUUUUCCUAACCAAUAUUUAUAUAUUUUUACACUA
Molecule: messenger RNA, 4450 nt
Organism: Seriola dumerili (greater amberjack)
Lineage: Eukaryota; Metazoa; Chordata; Actinopteri; Carangiformes; Carangidae
Gene: ccdc18
Product: coiled-coil domain containing 18
Exons: 29
Coding region: 1-4194 (1397 amino acids)
Source: RefSeq, a predicted model, not a curated record